Messenger RNA from Nycticebus coucang (slow loris), 3167 nucleotides. It is a transcript of the gene EEF1AKMT2, whose product is annotated as EEF1A lysine methyltransferase 2. The coding region runs from base 85 to 738 and encodes 217 amino acids. The record is from RefSeq and is a predicted model, not a curated record. Gene Ontology annotation, biological process: peptidyl-lysine monomethylation; peptidyl-lysine dimethylation. NCBI's taxonomy places the organism in Eukaryota, Metazoa, Chordata, Mammalia, Primates, Lorisidae. Gene Ontology annotation, molecular function: protein-lysine N-methyltransferase activity. The transcript is spliced from 6 exons. Gene Ontology annotation, cellular component: cytoplasm.
CGCCGAGCGAGAUGAGCGCGGGCGCAGACGGCGGUGGUGGCGCUGCAGUGGCGGUGUGGUCUGCUGAGGGCAGUCCCCGGGACGAUGGUUUUGUCCCCUCGGCCCUGGGGACCCGCGAGCAGUGAGUGUGGCCCAGGUUGGGAUGCUGUCUAUGAGAGAGAACUGCAAACUUUCCGAGAACAUGGAUAUACAGGAGAAAUCUGGUUUGGAGAAGAGAGUAUGAAUCGAUUAAUAAGAUGGAUGCGGAAACACAAGAUUCCAUUGGAUGCUUCAGUGCUUGAUAUUGGAACUGGAAAUGGUGUUUUCCUGGUUGAACUUGCAAAAUUUGGUUUCUCUAAUAUUACUGGAAUUGAUUACUGUCCCUCUGCAAUUCAACUUUCUGGAAGUAUUAUAGAAAAAGAAGGUUUAUCUAACAUUAAAUUGAAGGUAGAAGACUUCUUGAGUCCUUCCACCAAACUGUCUGGAUUUCAUAUUUGUAUUGACAAAGGGACUUUUGAUGCCAUUAGUCUUAAUCCUGACAAUGCAGUUGAGAAGAGGAAGCAAUAUGUGAAAUCUCUCUCCAGGGUGUUGAGAGUAAAAGGCUUUUUUCUAAUAACCUCAUGCAAUUGGACCAAGGAAGAGUUGCUUAAUGAAUUCAGUGAAGGAUUUGAAUUUUUCGAAGAGCUGCCAACACCCAAGUUCAGCUUUGGAGGUAGAUCCGGAAACAGUGUAGCAGCCCUGGUUUUCCAGAAAACGUGAGGCUUUUCCUUGGACAAAUUCAGAUAGAUUUUUAAAGAAGCUACACAACAAAGUUGAGCUGACACAGAAAAUGCAAGUGCAAAUAAAUGCUUAGUAAGUACAUAGGAUGCAUGUGUUGAGUAGAUAUAAUGAGUUGGUAAAAAAAAAAAAAUUCAUAAACAUGUAAGUGGCAGGGUUUUCUCCAUUAAUCAAGAAUAAUUUUUAAUUUUCUUUUGUAUUUGAAAUAUAAAUGUCUUUCUCUUUGAUUAAAAAAAUUUCCUAUAAUUGCUGAACAGUUAAGCUUUAAAGUAGUAAAUGAAUUUACAGAAAGCAUGUAUUCUUCACUUCUGUGUGUUGGUAAAGUUGAAUCAAAUAUAGCUGUUUAUGAAAAUUUGACCAGUAUUAUUCUAUUUUAGCAGUAGAAUAAUAAGCGAAACAGCUUUCUUAGUGUUACACUUGGUAUUAGACCAUUUAUGAAAUAUAAAGAGAAAUACUGUUUUGGGUUGAAUGGUGGUUAUUUUUAAAAGCAUUUGAUACCUGACAAAAGGGCUCUGGUCUUUACCCUGUAUGUAAUUAAACAAAAAUCAGAGAAAUGUGGCAGUUGAUGAAGAAUUUAUUGAGCCUGUUUUGUAGCUGAUGGUCUUACACACCCUGUGAGUGAUAGCAGGUAGAAGGAAAGAGAACCAAGGGACAUUGUUAUAUGCUAGCACUAUGUUAUCUUAUUAAAUCAUUGAUUCCUUCCAAUAUCUUCUUGAAACAGAAAUAUUACAAUUAAAUACAAGAUGGAAUAGGAUUUUUGUCUGAUCUAAAAACACUUUCACUGCUGGUGUAUUCUGCCUCCUAGGUGCUAGUCUCUGCUUUUUUUUUUUUUCUCGAGACAGUGUCUCAUUAUGUCACCCUCGGUAGAGUGCUGUGGCAUCACAGCUCACAGGAACCUCAAACUCUUGUGCUUAGGCGAUCCUCUUGCUUCAGCCUCCCAGGUAGCUGGAACCAUAGGCUCCUGCCAUAAAACCUGGCUAUUUUUUUGUUGUAGUUGUCGUUGUUUGGCAGGCUUGGGCUGGGUUUGAACCUGUCAGCCUUGGUGUAUGUGGCCAGCACCUUAACCUCUGAGCUGUGGGUGCCGAGGUGAGAUAUGAGGUCUUAAGUUGUAGAAACAUGAAGGUUUAUAAUUUAUUGAGGAGAUUUGGUCUUUGUUGCUUUUUUCACAUUAAUGUUCUUUGAUUUCAAAUAUAAUAGUAAAUAACUACUCUUAGAAUUUUGAGUCAAGUAUAUGCUAUUUUAAAGAACCAAUCUAAAGGCCACAAGCAGUGGCUCUUAAUCCUAGCACUCUGGGAAGCCAAGGUAUAUUGAUUGCUUCAGCUCAAGAGUUUAAGACCAGCCUAAGCAAGAGUGAGACCUUCUCUCUAAAACGAGCCAGGCAUCUUGGCAGGUACCCGUAGUCCCAGCCACUUGGGAGGCUGAGGCAAGCGGAUCACUGUGGCGCAAGAGUUUGAGGUUGUUGUGAGCUUUGAAGCCACAGCACUCUACCAACAGUGACAAAGUGAGACGCUUGUCUCAAAAAAACAAAAACAAAAAAACUCUAAUCCAACAAAACAGGCUUUCAGUGUGACUAGACCGACAUAUUGAGUUUGAUUAACAGAAAGGUUGGAAUGGGUCUUUGUUACAAAGGUUUUUGAGUCCUUAUGUGGGGCAUGCUUGUUACAUUUGCAAAGGUGAAGGGGGAAAUCUGUGUGUCUGUGUGUGUGUGUGUGUGUGUGUGUGUGCGCGCGCGCGCAAACAUGGAGGUGUUGAGAAGGUUAGGAAAAGGAAAUUGUCUCUUCUUAUCACUUUACUCCUGCUGGAAACCAUCCCCUUAGAGAUUAAAAUCAGAAAAAAUGAAAGUAAAAAAAUGCCAACAAGAAAUUAGUAAUUUGAAAUAAUACCGAACUGCUUGAAAACUAGGCCAGUAAAUGUCCCUGAGUUACUGAAACAAGUCGUAAAUACAUUAUUAUUGAACUUAGUAAUAUUAAAUCAUACAAAUAUGUGGGUAACUGAAAGAAAAUACACAGCAAUAAAAAGGAGCAGUAAGCUAUGUGUGUGAAUACUGUUUUCUGUGGAUAAGAAGUGGAAUUGUAAUUUCAUUUCAUCAAAAGACACUUAUUUUGAAGAAACUUGUUUGAAAUGCAAACGAGUUCUCCUUGGGGCCUGCAUAGAAUUGUUGCUUUUCACUAUGAUGUUAUUGCUGCCUAACAGGCCACUUCUGUGUGUAGGAAGUAAGUCUGCAAGUCCAAAGGGAAUUGAGGCCUGAAUGGGCUGGUUACACCAAUUAACAAAUAGAAAGUUUUUAGAACAUUUUGUUUUAAGCCAGGUGCACAAGUUAGAGUUGCUUUUUGGGACUGGCAUUUAUGUAUAUGAGAAUCAAACCUGACAUCACUCUCGGCAGCUUGACUAAAGCCAUUUUAAAAUAAGUA